Daldinia decipiens is the source of this 204-nucleotide messenger RNA. RefSeq lists its product as uncharacterized. Bases 1 to 204 code for a protein of 67 amino acids. Lineage: Eukaryota; Fungi; Ascomycota; Sordariomycetes; Xylariales; Hypoxylaceae. The record is from RefSeq and is a predicted model, not a curated record. The transcript has 2 exons.
AUGUCCGACGCAGCGGGUACGAUGACCGUCAACGGCAACUUCUUAAAGGACUUUCUCGUCGCCAUCGCAGUCGCGGCCGUUUCAACUAUUAUCCUUUUGAGGGAAGAGUGGCUGUCUCCAACGCUUGAGGAUGGAUACCAAGAUCAGUCGCAACCAGAACUUCCCCUAGUACAAAGUGGUUGGCAACGGAAAGAAUAUGCAUGA